UCCGUCACGUUCAAAUGGUAUGUGGACAGUCCGCGAAGCAACGAGCACGUCGUCGUCACGGUGAUCGCGAUGGGGGAUGGCAUCAACACCACCACCAUUAACGUCAUCGACUGCACCGAUGGUCUGGCUUUGCCUUGCUGGCAUCCCCUCGACGAUGUCACCCUCUUCGACAAAAUCGGCAGGGGUCUCGUCUACUUCUUCGCGAUGGCCUACCUCUUUAUCGGCGUCUCGAUCAUCUCCGACCGGUUCAUGGCCGCGAUCGAGGUCAUCACGUCCCAGGAAAAGGAAGUGGCCGUGAGGAAAUCGAACGGGGACAAUCAGAUCGUGGUGGUGCGGAUUUGGAACGAAACCGUCGCCAAUCUGACCCUGAUGGCAUUGGGUUCCAGCGCCCCCGAGAUCCUCCUCUCGGUGAUAGAGAUUUACGCCAGAGGAUUCACCGCCGGCGAACUGGGACCUAGCACGAUAGUGGGCUCCGCCGCUUACAAUCUGCUGGUGAUCAUCGCGAUAUGCGUGAGCGUCAUCCCGAACGGUGAGGUCCGCAAAAUCAAACAUCUGGGCGUGUUUUUCGUGACCGCCGCUUGGUCCGUGUUCGCCUACGUGUGGCUCUACCUCAUCCUCUGCUUUUUCUCGCCGGGCGUCGUCGAAAUCUGGGAAAGUCUUCUCACCUUCUUCUUCUUCCCGGCGACGGUGCUCACGGCCUACGGUGCCGACCGCAAAAUGUACAAGUACAUUAAGAAAGGGUACAGGAUGAACCGGCGCGGAGUCAUCGUCCAAGCGGAAGGCGUGGACAAUAUCGAAAUGGUCAACACCGAGUUGUUGGUGUUGGACGACGUCCACGAAGACAUCAAGCAGGAGUACAUCCAGACGUUGAAGGAGUUGAGGCAGACGCACCCUCACGCCGACAUCGGAGUGCUCGAGAAGAUGGCCCACGAGAUGGUACUGAAUCGCGGUCCAAAAUCGAGAGCGUUCUAUCGCAUACAAGCCACCAGGAAGCUGAUGGGAAGCGGGGAUCUGAUGCGUAGGAUUUCCGAGAGGGCCCAAAGCGAUUUGAGCGAAGUGAAGGCGGAACUUCAAAGGGAGAGUGGUAUAAACGAGUUCAGUCAAAGCGGGUCUCGCAUUUUCUUCGACCCGUCCAAGUAUACCGUUUUGGAGAGUUGCGGAUCGUUUGAGGUCAGGGUCGUGCGCACCGGCGACCUCGAUACGCCAUUGUCAGUGGAGUAUACGACCGAAGAUGGAACCGCCCAAUCGGGUAGCGAUUACGUGAAAGCCAGAGGAACGUUGCACUUUAAUCCAGGCGAGAAGGAGAGGCGGAUCACUUUGGAGGUGAUCGACGACGACGUGUUCGAACCGGACGAGCAUUUCUAUGUGAGGUUGUGCUCGAGCCAACCGGCCGGAUGUCUGGGCUCGCCCAUGUUGGCGACGGUGAUAAUUUUGGAUGACGAUCACGGUGGACUGUUCAAGUUCGAAGCGCAGAACCACGAGCUGGUCGAGAGUGUGGGCGCGUACGAGUUGAAAGUGGUUCGGUGUUCGGGCGCCAGAGGGCGGGUCAUCCUGCCGUACCAUACCGAAGACGGGACGGCCAAGGGCGGCAAGGAGUUCGAGCCCCAGCAGGGGGAGCUCGUGUUUGAGAACAACGAGUCGGAGAAAGUUAUAACGCUGACGAUAAUAGAAGAGGACAGCUACGAGAAAGACGUCCUGUUCUACGUCCAGCUAGGUGAACCGCAGAUGUCCGGUGACGAAGUAGCGAGCUUGGCGGCGGAAGCGGAGAAGAAACCGCCUGACGAAAGAUCGGAGAGGGAGAAAAUCGCCAUUAUGGGCAAACCAAGACUGGGUGAAAUAACUAGGGCACAAAUUAGGAUAAAAGAAAGUAAGGAGUUUAAGAAUACGGUGGACAAAUUGGUUCAGCGGGCGAACGCUUCCCUUCUUAUCGGGACGUCAUCGUGGAAAGAGCAGUUUAUCGAAGCGAUGACGGUAAGCGCGAGCGACGAGGACGAUCAAAAGGAACCGUCCAGCCUCGAUUACUUCAUGCACUUCCUCACCGUCUUCUGGAAAAUAUUGUUCGCCUUCGUUCCACCGACGGAUAUAUUCAAAGGAUAUCUGUGCUUCGUAGUUUCGAUUUUCUGCAUAGGUGUGGUCACCGCUAUCAUAGGAGACGUCGCCUCGCAUUUCGGUGCCACCUUAGGUAUAAGAGACGCCGUGACGGCAAUAGUUUUCGUAGCUCUGGGAACCAGUAUACCAGACACGUUCGCGAGCAAAGUCGCCGCCAUCCAUGACAAACACGCAGACGCGAGCGUGGGGAACGUCACGGGCAGCAACGCUGUCAACGUAUUCCUGGGAAUCGGCGUAGCGUGGUCCAUAGCGGCCAUAUAUCACGGCAUCCAGGGACGUCCAUUCAACGUUGAUCCCGGAAAUUUGGCGUUUUCCGUGACGAUUUUCUGCACGGAAGCGGCGGUCGCCAUCCUGAUCCUAGUCCUAAGAAGGUCGAAGGUGGUUGGCGGCGAACUAGGAGGGCCCACCUGCCUAAAAUACGCGACUUCCGCCCUACUAUUUUCCCUGUGGAUCCUGUAUCUGUUGUUGUCGACGUUGGAAGCUUACGGAAUAAUCAAAGGGUUUUAAUUACCGUUUACAUUUUGAGAAAAGUUUUAUAUAGGCUUAUAGUAAGUAGCGGAGCAACGAAGCUGCGUUUAUUAUUUACGCUUUAGGGAAAAUACUGAUGUAAAUACGCAGUUACACGUAAACUUUUAAUGGGUUGUAAAUAUUAUAGGUCGCUGAUUUUUUUUUUAUAUUUCGGUACGUUUUUGUAAUGAAAUAUUUGGAAUAAUACUUAUCAGACAGGCAAAUAGGUAAAGUGAGGAAAAUACAUGCCUAAUAUGGAGUACGGACCUCUUUGGAAACCACUGGGGCUAUAUGUUAUAUAUAUGACGACUCACCAGUAAUUUAUUCAUUUCAGUAGUAUGUCAUUGGAAUCGGACUUUAGGUCAAUUCUGUCUUCGUUAGUUAAAACGUCCUUUAUACCGAAUUAUUAAAACAUAAAUAAUCUCAUUUUUAUAAAAAUUUGUUGUGCAGUAGUUGUUUUGCAUGAUAAACAAUUUUUUUCCAUAAUAUAAGUAUGUAGAUUUAUAGCAAGUGAAUUAAAACGAAAAAACAGUUUCUUAUACCAGCAAAUCAUGGGCAUUUUUUAAGACCAUAGCCAACUACAAUUGUUAUAUGAAAGAAGAAAUUUGUAUUCAUUUAUGAAAAAUCUGAGUACGUCAUUGCAUUUGCCUCAAAAAAUGCCCUGAAACUUAUGAGCAAUUUUCCAAAAAGGCCCGAAAAUUGAAAAACGCCUUAUAUCUCGGAUGUACGGAUUUUGUUCUAUCUAUUUCAGAACUAUAACCAUCAACCACAUUUAUUAUUUACGUAUCCCCGUGUACGAGCCUAACAUUUGUUCGUAAUCAAUGAAUCUUCUUGUUUUAUCAGUCCGUACCGUUUAGAAACAUACUUUAGUUGGGAUUAUACCUCUAGUAAACAUGUUCUGCUGUUACAGUGAAAACUUUAUGGUAUUACUUUUGUGUUCGAUUUUCAAUUUUAUAUGCUUGCACUUUGGGAUGAACAAAAAGUAUUUUAUGCUAACACAAUAAUAUCCUAGGUAAUUUGAAUACGAUUUAUCAUCAUAACAACUCGUAAUAUGCACUCGCAUGUUGGCAAAGUCUGAAUUAAGAUUUUUAUUAUUCAUUAUCAUAUUUGGUCAUUAAGUUAUUUUUCAAAGGAAACUUCCACUUGCAAUCUAUUCUGUACCAGCUUAUACAUUGUUUGAGAGGAGCGCAGCAAAGGGGCGAACAACCUGAGUCGCCAAACAAUCAGUCAUCCGAGUCAAUAUUCACCCAUUUCCUUUAGCUCCGCUUCCCUCAAACAGUAUACAAGCACAUACAGAGCAGAAUGAGAGCCUGAUAAUUUGUAAAUAGUCUUAUUUGUUAUUGUUAUAAUUUUAUUCCGCAUUCAUGAACUUGGUUCUUUUGCAGCCCAGACAUUAUGUUGACUUUUACAACGUCGACGGUUCUUCUUCUUUAAACGUCAUACAGAGUGUUUCUCAAGAGUAUGGGGCAAGUGUAGAAGGUGAUUUAACAGUGUUUGUGCAAUAUAUUGGGAGUCAAAUUAAAAAUAAAUAGGUUAAAACAAUUAAUUGCAGUGACACCCCGCAAAAACCCCAUAAUCAAUGUUUAUGAUUUUUUAGCACUUCGAGAUUUAUAAACUUAAGAUGUACGAGCAAGAAAAAAAAAAGAAAAGAAAAGAAGCUUAUUUAGCAACUUGAAUUCAAAUAAAAAUACGCCAUUUAAAUGAGCAUAAUUUUAUAUUGAAUUUUUGAUAGUUAAAUUAGUUAGAUACAUAUUCAUAAAUAUUCAUAUAGUUGCCUUAAAUGUAUCAAUAUGUCAAUUCCAUCCAACAAGUUAUACCUUUAUUUCAGUUACAGUUCUAUAUUCAUAAAGUAAAUUUUUUUUAUAAUCUAUUUUGACCAUUCUACCAUUUGAAAACUUAUUUUUUGGGAGAUAGAAAAAUACAUGCAAACAAUAUAAAUAUUUUUCGGCUCAUCUUUUUAAUGAAACGCUGAUUUUUGAUCAUUUCCAACAAAUGCUUUUAAAAUUGGACUUUGCAGAGGUAGAUUAACAAUUAUGAAAAAAAUAAAUUUCUACCAUUGUUAAAGACCAGUGAUAACACAUUUGAUUAAGAAGAUAUGCCGAAGCAGAUAUUUAUAUUAUUCGCAUUAAUUUGUUCAACUCAAGCAAAUAAAAUACAGAACUACACUUAAUGUAAACAAAAUUACGGCACACAUUCUUUCCUAGCCUUAAACACAUUAAAAGUUUAAACAAAAGCAACUAGUUCAAGACUGUGUCGUGAUAUUUUUUGGUCUGUAUCUAGUUUUGUAAAAAUAUACCACGUAUUUGAUUAUGGUGCUGUAUCCAAGAAUCCAUAUACAUUACAUACAAAUAUUUUUUAUUAUUGUUGGUCAGCCCCCAGGGUUACAGCCUGCAGAAGAACUUGAAACCAUUAGGCGCAAAUUUCUCAAAAUUCGGAUUUCAGAUAUAUUUGGAAAAAAUCUCUACCCUCUGCAACAUACUUAAAAGAUGUAGGUAGUAAAUGUAGUAAUAAUAGUGUUCUCAAUACAUACUUUUCAAUCUUUUUAUAACGGUCUUUGGAGUCCCCAACUUUUCAAUCUGUCUCCUGUAUUUACUGUUGCGCAACUCUUACACCUUACAGCUGGAAAAACUGAACUGCACUGGGAGUACAUAUGACCAAACCAAACAGUACUUUCCCAUUAUAUUCUCUAAUGGAAAGUAUACAGUCGAAACUCUAUAUAGCGAAAUUGAAACGACUAUUUUUUUUCCUUACAAAGAGUUAUAGGCAAAAUAACAAUACGCAUAUGUGUUCUGUAAUAUUUAAUUAUUUUAUAUACAUAUUUUAAAAUGUACUUACAAAUAAUCGGUCAUUUUCUUUUGAAUUUUUUUAGUAUGCCAAUACGCAUCUCGUAGUUUGGCCUGUAUCAUUUAUUCGGGAGGGGCAUCUUCCCCAUGAUACAUAAAAAAUUAUCUAGCAGCUUAACUGAAUAAAGGGCGUGUUGGAUGGUGGUCCCAGAUCAAUUUCUUAAUCUUCUUCUUCCUCUUGGUGCUCUUCCUCAUCCUUCCUUGCUUCUUAUAAUAUGGCUUCCUCUGUCAAGUCUGCUGUUGUAGCCAAAUCCUGGUCUAUCACCAUCUUGAAACUGCUUUAUCCACUCGCAUAGUGGCUGAUCAUCUUCCAAGUCCUGUUCGCAUUCUGUCUAGGUAAUAAGUCCUGCAUGACGAUAGGAAUGUUGAAUUGUUUCUGUUGCUACCUCUUUCCAAGCUUUACUAAUAAACUUGACUGGAUCCAGCAUAUUAAUUGAAAAUUUAUCUUCGGGCUCCAUCAUUUCCAUUAAAAUGUGUUUCCUGUAUCGACUCUUAUCGGCUGCAAUUCGGUAGAUUUGGAAUAUUGGGAUGUGCAGGGCAGUUAUUCAGCAAAUGCUUGAUGUUCUUAAAACAUCGUGGGUUAGUUGAUUUUCCAAUCACGACUAGCUUUCUUUUUUCUCUCCCACUCAUAUUGGCAGCUACUAACACUGUUAUACGUUCUUUAGAAAGUUUUCCAUCCACACACCUUUCGCUUCGAAAUUUAAGAGUUUUAUCUGUCGUCAUUUUGUAAAAAAUACCAGUUUCGUUAGCAUUAAAAAUGUCGUCAGCAGGGUACUUUUCUGCUAGUUUUGGCCACGUCUUCUCCAGCUAUUCGUUAUCUGUCCAUAUUUUAUACCAUGUCUCUGACGUCCCCCAACCGUCCUUCAGAAGAAGCCUUGAAGUCGAUAAUGCCAAGCUGUUCAGCAAACUUUUCUGCUUUUAGUUUUACGAUGGGUCCAGAGAGUGGUACAUUUUUAAGACGUUUUUUACUAGAACUGCGUGCCGCUUCAGCCUGAAUGAUUUUUUCUUUGCACUUCCAAAUCGUGGAUACAGUCGACGGUGUAAGAGUUCUCAUUGUAUUUUAAAAGCAUUUUCAAAUUUAGGAUGUCAAACUUAUAUCUUCUAACAUUGAGAAUUUUCAUUGUUUCUCCUUCUAAAAUUAUAUAUCAUCAUUUUAAGGAGGUAACGCUAUCCAAAUAAAGAGAUAAUUUGAGAAUAAAAAAUUGAAACAUUUUAGAACAAUGAAAAAUAUAUCUUGAGAAUAGCUUCUAUUUAUUUUUCAAGCAUAUUGAAAUUCUUAAUUGAAACUGGUGUCCUUAACUUGAAAAUACUUAAAUAUUGAAGUUAUUCUACAAUUAAGAAUUUGUUUUUUGCCAAGAAAACUUUAAACUUUAAAAGAUUACUGCCUAAAGUUUCGUCCAUUCACUUGAGAAACACCCCAGACUCCAAAAACGCUUGGCUCUGACGCUUAUCACGAUUAGAGACAACGAGAGCAAAACCGACCAAAACAAUAUCAACUUUUUGUAUAGGUAGAUAGAAUAUACAGAAAUCGAAGACUCGCAUCGUUCUAGUUACACGUCCACUUGCUUUCCAUCGACAUGUGACAUAUUUCGCUACUUACUAAUCUAGCAAAACACUUUGAUAUAUCUACAUGUAAAAAUACAAUACCUAUAACCAAGUAAAAUUUGAAAAUGUGUGGUCCUUCGUGUAUAACAAUGUAACGUGUUUGUAUAUGAAUAGUCCCCCCUGCUUCCAUAGCGUUUAAGAAUAUUUUUAUAGUGCCGAAUGAAAUUUUACGAAUACGGUGGUUACGGUGUAUGUUUAUCGUUCGUUAUUGUUAUUGACUGCAUUGUUAUAAUCGUAAUUAGAUGGUGGCGAGAAAUAAACAAAAUGGCGUUCAUUGUUAGAUCAACUUGUUGUUUUACAUUUAAAUAUACAGGUUAAAGGCCUUAAUUCUAAAACAAAAUAGCGUAAUGUUACCUAUAUACGCGUGGUUGUUUAAUUGUAUUUGCCAUAGAUGGUGUUCCAUUUCCGAAUAUUUGUUUAAAAAUUUAACGCAAAAAAAUAAGCAACAAAAAAAAUUCUUUCAUUUUCAUGAUUUAUAAGAAAAAAUUCACAAUUAGCCAUCAAGGGGCCUCGGUGGCCUGGUGGUUUAGGGGGCGAAUCUGUAAUCUUAGAGAUUUUUAAUAUAAUGGUUCAUGAGAAUCAAUUUCAAAUUAAAUUAUUGUCCAUUUUUAUAAGAAAUGUGGACACCAUAAUUGUCAAUAGAUACGUAUUAAAGUAGUAGCCCUAAGCUAUCAGCAGUGUAGAAGUAAACCAACAGCAGGCCAAGUUGGGCCGUGAGUGCCACUGUUGUCAUGGCAACGGUAAAGUUUAUGUAGUCUAUUUACUGCGGGUUUCACUGUGUUAAAGACUUAUUUUUGCGAUAUUCUAUUUUUUAUUUCAUUUCUUAUUGUGUUGUUAUGGGCCCAGAGAAAGAAAACAAAAUGAGGUGUGUACAUUCCAAGAACUAUAGGCAAGUAUCACUGCAUUAGAAAACGUGCUAAACCUAAAAUAAGUUUUCAGCAGCUACGUUUCUUUCACGGGCGACUUUGAUUGGAUAUUGGGGUGACAAUAUUUGCUUUUGUCAAAUUUUUUAGACUAACAUUAAGGAAAUAUCUUCGAGUAAAAAUGCUUUGGGGUUUAAGGUGAUAAUAACCGACCUUUGGAUUUACAUUCGAGAAAUCUUUUCUUUAUCGGGCGAAAAAAAAACUAGCAGCGAUACUUUACAAAUAGUGCUGAUGAUUGAAUUAGUUUUAAAGUGGGAGAGGUGGACUUUUUGUCAAGUUUUGGGCUUAGCGUAUGCUUCAUAUUUCGCUAAGAAAACUCCUUUACAGCCCUAAGGACUUUUCCGGAUAUAAAAUUGAUAUAUAAAUAAUUGUUUUGUUCGUAAUAGAUAGUGACUUGUCUGGAGAAUACAUUGUGGGUGCCGUUGUUGUAAUUUUCCUGAAUAAACUAAUAAAAAAAUAAAAAAAUGCUAAUGGUAAUGCUCUAACAUAUGACCCAUGAAUUUGCACUAUUUUUUGUCACAUUUUACAAAUAAAAAAUUAUAGAUUUUAAACUAGUCAAAUUAGUUUCUCCGAACAAAUACGUGCCCCUUCAAGACCUAAGGUCGAAUCAAGAUGACCUAGGACGUUCCCUAUCGUGCCCUUGGGUCGAAGUAAGCUACCCUCUGUCUUACCUGUGUUCCGUCCCUUCGAGUCCAAUGUAUCUACCCCAUUCUCCACCUCUCUCAAUCUCUCCUCUCAACAAAAGAACGCCAAAAUUAAAAGACAAACGAAGAAAUUUUUUAAAAAAACCAUCAUGGCAACAGAUUUCUGUUAGUAGCAUUUUUUUCCUUCUAGGUACCUAACAGCAAAUUAUACUGGAAAUUUUUUGAUGUUUAUAAUGACUUUAUAAUGAUAUUCGAUUUACUAGUGCCAAAUGCAUAAUCUCCCGGAGAAUAUUUGGAAAUUAAAAAAAAUUAUUUGAUUUUCGAACAUAAUUUGGUGUGGAAUUUUCUUAUCGCAAUUGAUUCGGCCCAUAAAAUACAACAAUGAUAUUAACUAAUAACACAAAUUUUAAUUCAGAAACAAUUUUUAUUUAAGCAUAAUUAUGUUACAGUAAAAGACGAAUCUUGACUUGUUUUUCUUGAGUUUAUUACUAUAAAACUUAUUGUUGAAAUGUUUUUUUUUUUACUUUCAAUAGUAUUCCCUUCUUUUGUUUAAUCUACAGCUGAAAAAAUUAUAAUAAUUAUGAUUACUUUAUUAUCCAAAAAGCAAAAAGAAAAUGGAGCUUUUAAACUCGACCUUUUACACACGAAGAAAACGAGUGAAAAGGCAUUCGUGGACAUCAAUCUAAACAAUCAAUUAUUAUCAGAAAUAUAUGCUGUUAAUCUUUUUUUGUAACUUAUUAAGGAUAAGUGAUUUUAAAAAUUUCCAAGCAAUUUGUCGAUCAAUUUAGGAACUUUAUAUGAAAGAGAGCUUUGAAGUAAUGUAGAUUUAUGUCUAGAUCAAAGUGGCAACUGUACAUUAGUACUAUUAAAAAAGUACUUAGUUUUGCUGCUCUUAGUUGCUACUUGUUAAUUGAGUCAUAUAAACCGUUCAAAAAGUUCUAAGAUGUUAAUUAUAACGUUUUUUUCGAAAAUUCACCAUUAUCCCCAAAGGCCACUCAAACUAUUAGACAAAUUCUUCGAAAAUGGAACACAGUAUUUGUCGUUAUGGAAUAUAUAAAUAUAUACAUGUUUAUGAAUUGUGAGCAUGUCUAAUUAAAGUCAUUUCAAACUAAACGUAGAUAUAGAGCAACCGCAAAAUAAUUCCCCCCAGUACUAUACCAUGGCGGAUUAAAAUUUUGAAUCUAUCCUGUCUUUAACGUAGAGAUAUGAAAAGACUGUAAGAGAAUAUGCGGUAAUCAAAAGUAAAAAUGCAGACUUCGAGUGACGUGAGUAACGUUUCGUUGUUUAGGCAAUUUUAUUUUGUCAAAUAAUCGGCACACAUUAAAAUCCGAUUUAGAUUGAUUCUUUUCCAUCCGUGUGGAAAAACCACACUGGAAUGUUCUAAUCGAAAAACUAGCUGAUAUUUGAUUUAAAUCAUCGCAAAACGAGUGCUUUUUUUUUACUAAAUAAUGUAGACGUAGAUUUUAUAAUAUUUUAUUUGUACAAAAGCGACAGUGAUGAUGUUUUUUUUUUUGUUAAAUUAUAUAACGACGUUUAAAAUAUUAAUGUUAAUAAAGUAACUGGU
Cylas formicarius (sweet potato weevil) is the source of this 10195-nucleotide messenger RNA. It is a transcript of the gene Calx, whose product is annotated as sodium/calcium exchanger 3. Bases 70 to 2616 code for a protein of 848 amino acids. The transcript has 7 exons. Gene Ontology annotation, molecular function: calcium:sodium antiporter activity. Gene Ontology annotation, cellular component: postsynapse; axon; sarcolemma. Gene Ontology annotation, biological process: sodium ion transmembrane transport; calcium ion import across plasma membrane; cell communication. NCBI's taxonomy places the organism in Eukaryota, Metazoa, Arthropoda, Insecta, Coleoptera, Brentidae. The record is from RefSeq and is a predicted model, not a curated record.